This is a messenger RNA of Amphimedon queenslandica, 1146 nucleotides long. RefSeq names its product vacuolar protein sorting-associated protein 72 homolog. The transcript is spliced from 3 exons. The coding region runs from base 27 to 998 and encodes 323 amino acids. Gene Ontology annotation, cellular component: nucleus. NCBI's taxonomy places the organism in Eukaryota, Metazoa, Porifera, Demospongiae, Haplosclerida, Niphatidae. The record is from RefSeq and is a predicted model, not a curated record.
AGAUUGGGUGUGGUCCAAAAAUCAAAAUGGCGUUCGACAGACAACGUCGUGUAAAUGCUGGAAGGAAUAUCUCCAAACUCUUAGAGCAAGAAGAGAUGAAAGACGAGUUUUACAGCACGGCUUACGGUGGAUUUGAAGAAGCUUCAGAAGAUGAAGAAUAUCAGUCAGAAGAUGAAGUGGAAGAUGUUGUUGAUAGUGAUUUCGAUUUAUCAGAGAAUGAGGAGGAGAAAGAGGAGGAUGAGGAAGCUCUCCUUAAAGCAAAGCCAAAGCGAAGGAAGUGGGUUAAGUAUGAUCACAAGGCACCUGCUAAAAGGCUAAGAGCUAAAGCAUCUCCAGCAGUUCCAAGAAAGAAGAAAAAGGAGGUUCCACAAGUAGACCAACCCCACGAGCCGAGAAACCUUCGCAAGUCAACAAUAGACUUGGGCCAGUUGACGCUAGAGAGGGAAAGAUUGAGGACAGAAGAAUUAAAAAUGAAGCGUAAAUAUAGUCGUAAAUCCUCCAAAAAGGUGCCUAUACUUACACAAGAGCAGCUGUUGGAAGAAGCAAAGAAGACAGAAGUGGAGAACCUUGCUUCCCUCGAGGCUUACGCUCGCAUGGAAGCACAAAAGAAGACGUACAAAAUCAAAGAUCACACUAUCAGUGGUCCGGCAAUUCGCUAUCACUCUGUCACUAUGCCUGCCUUUGAGAGAGACGGAGGUUUAACAACCGAGAAAUAUUCGCGCAACUUUCUUGUAUUUACGGACACAAGUACAAUACCUACCUCGAUAUUUCCAACUGAGAAACCAACAAAACCCAAGUCUUUGUACUGCAAGGUAACAGGCUUACCGGCUAAGUAUAUAGACCCUUUGACAAAGUUUCCUUAUUCGACUGCUCAAGCUUUUAAGGUUAUACGAGACAGAUUUGUGAAGGAGAAGGAGGAAAAGUGCGACGAGAGACUCCAGCAGUUGAGUGGCUGGCUGGAAGAGAAGAAGAGAUUAAAGAUAAAGCAGACACGUUGAGACUUUUAUGUGGUGUAUUUGAGUGGUUAUUUUGAUGAAAUCAUCUCUCUCUCUCUCUCUCUCUCUCAUCUAUAGCCUCUCUUACUAUAUCUCUAGUAAUUUUUUUAAUUUAAUCCAUGUCAUUGUCGUUAUGUGCAUGCAAGAAUGA